This is a messenger RNA of Branchiostoma belcheri (Belcher's lancelet), 2599 nucleotides long. Its product is annotated as bromodomain-containing protein 7-like. The transcript is spliced from 20 exons. The record is from RefSeq and is a predicted model, not a curated record. Gene Ontology annotation, biological process: regulation of transcription by RNA polymerase II. Gene Ontology annotation, cellular component: nucleus. The coding region runs from base 141 to 2390 and encodes 749 amino acids. NCBI's taxonomy places the organism in Eukaryota, Metazoa, Chordata, Leptocardii, Amphioxiformes, Branchiostomatidae.
CGUACACGAGAAAACACGAGAGUACGCCAAAAGCAUCGUCGAUUUGCCCAUUUGAUGUGUUCUUUGUUUUAAAGUUGAAGUUCUUGUUGCUGUUUAGGGUUUAGAUAGCGACUUUUCUAUUGAAAGGGAUCGUCGGAAGUAUGGGGAAGAAGCACAAGAAGCAUCACAAGUCUGAUAGAGGCGAGCGACCGAUCGUAGAAGAAAAGCCGGGCCUGAAGCUUGUUCUGAAGGUGAGCGGUGGAGAUGGGCAGCAGGUGAGUUACGGGAAGUCUCCCCCAGUGGCUCCCAGCUUCUACGAACCCGACCCCGAACACCACAAGAAGAAGAAGAAAAACAAGAAGAAAAAGAAGAAGAAGAAGCACAGCCAUGAGAAAGAGAGGCCUGUGGAGGAAUUCAGCCUAACAAAGUCAAAAGAAAAGGAGAAACAUAAGAAGAGAAGCAGGGACCAGUUUGACAGCAGUCUGGAUGUGGAGGCUCCUGCUGCCAAACAGCCUGCCCUGAGUGUGCCGGGCCUGGGGGACAAGCCAGUCACACCUAACAGAGGGGUCAGGACAUGUCGCAUGAAGGAGAGAGAAGACCAUGACAAUACGCCACUCCGACAAUGUCUUGAGAAUCUACACAGACAGCUUCAAAGGAAAGACGUGAAUCAGUUCUUUGCGUGGCCGGUGACAGAUGCCAUUGCUCCAGGCUACUCCCAGAUCAUCUUGCGACCCAUGGACUUCAGCACCAUGAAGGAGAAACUGGUCAACGACGAGUACUCAUCAAUAGAGGAGUUCAGAAAUGAUUUCAAAGUGAUGUGUGACAAUGCCAUGAUCUACAACCAUCCCGAGACCAUCUACUACAAGGCUGCCAAGAAACUGCUGAACAUCGGGGUGAAGAUGAUGAGCAAGGAUAAGAUAGCGUCCAUGUACAGAAGUAUCGGCUACAUGUCCAUGAUAGAUCAGGAUACUACAGGGGAGGAGUCAGGGAUGAUUGACGUGGACACGGUGGAUUCAGGGGAACUCACCUUCCUCACUCCGCAGACCAAGAAGUCCAAGUCCAAGAAGUCCAGUAAAAAGGCGGUGGUUGCGGCUGCACUCGGCCCGGAGCUGGAGGACGGGAUGACACCUGAGGAGAUAGCCGCUCAGGUGAAGGAGGCAGCCAAGGACGUGCACAAGAAACUCACCCGCAGGUGUCCUAACAGCAAGAUUGGAUUCCUGAGAAGAGAUGAGGAAGGCAACACCACCCUCGCUGUGGUCAACCCCGACUCUGCAACAGAACCUGGAGAUGAGGUCCACACAGUGAACCUGGGCAUGUUGGUGGGGAAACUCAGCACUGGUACCAGCUCACUGCCUGGAUUCAGGGAGGACAAGAGGAACAAGGUCACUCCAGUGUCAUACUUGAUGUAUGGACCGUUUGGAACCCACGCCCCUCAGUAUGACUCCACGUUCGCUAACCUGAGUAAGGAAGAGUCUGAUCUUCUGCUGUCAACUUACGGAGAUGAAGCCGGGGUGCAGUACGCACAGAGCAUACUGUCCUUUGUGAAGGAUGCAGGUGCAGAUGCUGUACACGUGGUGGACCAUCUUCUGGACUCUCUCACAGGAGGCGAGCACUCCAAGGCCAUGAAACAACUCCUGGAGAAAGACAAAGCGGAAAAGGAGAAAAAAGCAGUAACAGAACAGAAAACAGACGUUUCUACAUCAGAGCAGACAGCCAGUAGGUCGGAACAGCAGACAGCACAGGACAGCUCGGAACAGCACAGAGAACAGGGAGAAGUCAAGAAGGAAACAAACAACGAAGAGACCAAGAGUUGCCAACAGAAUGAGAGCAGUAUAACAAGUGGUGGCGAGGACUUCAAUGUGUCAGACAUUGACUUUGAUGGCCUAAAGUCACUGUCUGUCGAGGGAAUCGAUAUGUCGUUUCUUGACGGACUCGAGAGUGAACUCAAAAGGGAGCCAGACUCCAGUGCUGUACAACAACGCCUGGAUGAGAACAUGGCCCUGAUUGCUGACCUACAGAGGACUCAGCACGAGAGACUGAGCGCCAAACCUCCAUCUAACCUCAGCUUUGUGCCCGGACCAACUCAGAAAGAACUUCAGAUAGCACAAAAACUGACCCAGGGACUAAGAGAGCUUACUUCAAAGGUUUCCCCAGCCGACGUCACGAAGGUCGCCGACAUCCGCAAGGCCAUGGGCAUCACCACCCUGCCUGUUACCAUGGAAACCACACCCACUGACCAACCAGGUUCAACGCCUGCAACCUCUGACCCCGCCCCCAGCACCCAGUCAGCCAAUGAGAGCGAAGCAGAGGACAAGAUUGACAAGGAGUUGAGGGAGUUUUUAGAAUCACCGAGUGGUCAGCAGAAUGAGGGGGAGAGGGAGGAUGGUCAAACUAUGGACAUCUCUACGUGACCAAAUAUAUUAGAUUUCAAAUGCUGAUGCGGAUAUUCACCAGUUUCCCAUCCCCAGAAUGCAACGCGAAAACAGGGGGUCUAACCCUGUACAUAGGACAGGAAGAAUGAAUUUUUUCGAAUGAGUUGUUUGUAACGUUAUAGUGAUAUAUAUGAUGAUGUAACGUUACAAACCACAUGUUCUAUGUUGAAAAGAACACAAAGACUUCA